CUUAGAACAAGCUUUAUGUGUUGCGGUCACUGGAAUCCGCACUUGACAACGACCCAUUAGGUUUUCGGACUUCAAACUUGUCACCGCCACCAGCGCGCAAGCUAAGUAUGCGGUGACAUCAGGACACUAAAAUUACCACAGGAUAAAGCAAAUGAUGUAUAAUGCUGCGACGUCGACGCUGCUGGUGUUUGGCCACUAGGGGCUGCCGGUCCGCAUGACCGACGGCAUGGGUUUUAGUGUUACCACGCCGGACUAUUUGGCUAAGGAGCGAAGUGUACGUCCUACAAGGUAGUGGCUGGAUUAGACCGUUCAACGUCAAGCAUGAAAAGAAGUGCUGCCGCACCCGCAGCUUCCACCGUGGGUGCCGCCACCAAUAAUUUCGGAAACGCAAGAGUUGGUCGAGGAAAUUGAUGGAUAGAUCGCCAGCAUGAAGCAGAGCUGCAAUUUUAGAUCUACAACAGCAGCACGAAACUAUGCAUUAAGAGACUUGGCAGUAACAGAUUCGGAAUCAGGAUAAUGAAUUAACUUCGUGCGUUAGAUGGAGAAGGUGGUGGCGGUGGAUUUGCUGGUGACGUCCGUAGUGUCUGAUGGAUAGCAAGCUCACGUUGAAAUUGCUCGACGCUACGAGGGAUACCGCAGAGUUGGUGCUGGAUGUUUUUAGUGGAGACUGUCCGAAUUUGGUGGGUGUCAACAUGACCGAGCAUGUCCGUGGCUAUCUCGGCCUGAUUGGUAAGGCUGGAUGCUACUUUCGUAAAUAUUUUGACGGUUGGUAAAUGACGAGUCCUUCCUCUCUUUCGGUAUGAGCGAACCGAGACGCGUUACUAACAGUCUGUUAAACUGCUCUUUAGUGGGGAAGGAGCAACUGUACUGACCACUUGCUCCAUUAAGUGGUACGUUUGAAAGCCACCAUGUCCAGACCUGAGUUAGUGUUUUCAAAGCGUUUGAUUGAACUCGCUCCUCCCGACAUGAAAACUGUGCUUUUGGCUAAGUACGACGCAAUACGAUUCAACUAUUUCAUACAUGCCGAGAUUUUCUUUAAGUCAACGAGCUCACGAAUACCCGCAAAAGUUUUAAUUGCGGCAAGGUUAGGCACUUGUCACGCGACCAUAAGAGUUUUGCUUAGGCGGUAAAAGCGCCAAGUGAGCGCUCAUGACUACAAUCUUGAGAUGGAAGAUUAAAUCAUUGACAGUGGUGCAUUUUGGCAUCUCGUUUGAAAGGUUGAGAUGCUUAAGUUGUACUUGUACAGAGAAAGAAUGUAGCAAAAUGCUUGACAGAGCUUUAUUCGAAUUGAUUGAGCAGCAUGGGUCACGUUUGAUGAUGGUCGAAGAUAAUGAGAUUGAAAUCGAGCUUAUGUAUGUGUACUACGCGUCUGAAUUUAUUCUGUAAAGGUAGCUUAUGAUUUGUGGCUGCGGACUAGAACAAAAGCUGCCUCUGUGCGCUUAAGAUGUGCUGAAAACUUUUACUCACCGCUGAAUAAGUGAGACAAAGAUUUGAUGCACGCGGUAUUUGAUCUGCCCAGUACCGAUUUCAUGCAGCGUGGCUUCCUGUGGCACUUCCACACCAGAUUCAGACAUUUAAGCUUUGACAUAAAUAAGCGUCUCGCUGAUGAUCCAAGUUUCGGCUUGGUAUGAUGAGAGUAAACUCUCUUUGACAUGUACUGACGGCAUGCGUCGGCUCAUAUCGGGAAGGAAGCAAAAAAAUGCGCCAAUUGACCGAGUGGGCACUAAUUGUUGCAACGACAUCAAGGACUGAUCAAGCUGUUCGACUAAUAAAAGGGUUUUUU
This is a messenger RNA of Plasmopara halstedii, 1783 nucleotides long. RefSeq lists its product as uncharacterized. The transcript has a single exon. Lineage: Eukaryota; Oomycota; Peronosporomycetes; Peronosporales; Peronosporaceae. The record is from RefSeq and is a predicted model, not a curated record. The coding region runs from base 588 to 773 and encodes 61 amino acids.